GCUCAAGCCGUUUUGGCUCGAGCGCCCGCGCGCGCGCGCAGGCGUUCGAGCGCCUGGGGGGCCCGCGAGCAUCAGCAGAAGUGCCCCCCCGAGCAGGUGCAGGGCGCGCCUCGCCUCCGCGGGCGCCCCGGAAUGAGCCGGCGCGCCUCGCGGGGGCUGCUGCGGCCCGCGGCGGCCGCGCCCAGCGACGCAGGCGCGGAGCUCGAGGCGCCCUCUACGGACAGCGAGCCGAGCAGCCCGGCGCCCAAGCGCGCCGACUCCGCGCGGGCCGGGCGCAGCUCCGGGUCGCCGCCGCCGCGGGCCGCCUCCGCGGGCAGCGGAGAGAGCGGCGCGACGGGGCCCGCCUCCUCGAGCACCAGGGCGUCGAGCUCGAACUCAAGGUCGCAGCGCCGCUGGAAGAUGCACCACCAGCAGCAGCGGAGCACCAGCAGCUCCAGCGCCGAGGACUUGGAGUCGAGGGUGGAGGCGACUGGCGACCGCCAGCCUUAG
Molecule: messenger RNA, 489 nt
Organism: Prorocentrum cordatum
Lineage: Eukaryota; Dinophyceae; Prorocentrales; Prorocentraceae
Source: the annotation of a GenBank genome assembly